Messenger RNA from Gossypium raimondii (Peruvian cotton), 561 nucleotides. RefSeq lists its product as uncharacterized. The record is from RefSeq and is a predicted model, not a curated record. The transcript is spliced from 2 exons. The coding region runs from base 1 to 561 and encodes 186 amino acids. Lineage: Eukaryota; Viridiplantae; Streptophyta; Magnoliopsida; Malvales; Malvaceae.
AUGGAAGGGAAAGACAUAAGCGAGGACAUGACAGAGGAGAUAUCAGCAUCGGUGGUUCCCAUGGCAGAAGAAGAAGGAUCGGGAAAAAAAAGAGCAGCGUUGAAUCCUAAAAGAUGGAGAAAUCUUGAAGAGAAAGAAAUUGAAGUUGUUUUUUAUUAUUGCUGUAACGUGAGUUUUACACCACCACCACCACCUGUUUUUGCUGGUGAGAACUACCACAUUUGGGUAGUGAAGAUAAGGACUUACCUACGAGAACAUAACUUGUGGAAAGUGGUUGAAAAUGACACAGAACUAGCUCCAUUGAGGGUCAAUCCCACUAUUGCACAAAUCAAACAACAUAGUGAAGAGUGUGCUAAGAACCACAAAGCAAUGUCAUGCUUGCAAAAUGGAGUGUCUGAUGUGAUUUUCACUCGAAUAAUGGCCUGUGACACUCUAAAUCAAGCUUGGGAGAAGUUGAAGGAAGAGUUUCUGGGGUCUGAUAAAACCAAGCAGCAACAGUUGAUCAACCUCAGGAGAGAUUUUGAGAACUUGAAAAUGAGAGAGUCUGAAACCAUUAAGUAG